Molecule: messenger RNA, 1677 nt
Organism: Adineta ricciae
Lineage: Eukaryota; Metazoa; Rotifera; Eurotatoria; Adinetida; Adinetidae
Source: the annotation of a GenBank genome assembly
AUGCAUGGGCGUUAUCAUAUAGAAGUACUGAAAAAUAAAACAAAUAUCGUUGAAAUGGCCAAUAGUCAACCUUCAUCAAUGAUAAUUUCAUCUAAUGCGUUAGAUGAAACGAAUACGAAUGGAUCAAAAAGUGUUGUACAAAAAAAAGAUUCAUUACCAUUACGUUCAUCGAAUCAAGCCAAACUUCCAGGAACUAAUAUAACUAUUGCACAUUCAUCUUCAUCAUCAAUUGAUAGUACUGGUGCUAAACUUACCAAUUCAAAUGACAAAACUUCUUCGUUACCACAAAUCAGUUCACUUACAACAGUCUCGUCGACAACCACUGAUAGUGAAUUGGAAAGCGAACAAGAAGAACGAUACACAGAUGAUAAUAAUUCCUUAGAAUUGAACAAUCUUCCAAAACAGAUUCGACGUCCAGCACAACAAGAAGCAGCAGCAGCGCGCCGUGAUAGUGGACAACAGAAAUCUGAGGGCAAUACAUCUGAACAGUUAUCUCGACGCGUCAAACAUUUUCAAAAACUCUUCAAAUCGGAAAUUGCGGAUGACGACAUGCCGGAAUUAAUCGAUUCCUAUGUCUGCGCCUAUCAAGGAGAUAUUUUACUGCAAGGUAAAAUGUAUAUCACUGAUCGUUAUCUAUGUUUUCAUUCCCGGAUCAUAUCUUACGUAACAAAACAUGUCUAUCGAUGGGAGCAGAUUGACAAUGUGACUAAGGAGCGUGUUGCAUUCAUCUUUCCAACUGCAAUUGGAAUUCAAUUGAAACCGACUGGCAAAAAGAUCAUCUAUGCAUCAUUUCUCCAACGUGAUCAAGCCUAUGAUAAAAUCAUUUCUAUUUGUUCGCGUUUUAACAAUGAAACAGGCUCAAUCGCUGAUGAUGAUGACAAUCGUUUGAUCCCAAAUGGAACACUAAAAUCACAGAAUAGUAAUCAAAAUUUUAGUACGAAAAGCAAAAAGUCGAAACGCAAUCAUUAUGAAACACCGGAUGACUCAGAACAUGACAAUGUUCUCCAGAUGUGUCUAGGACAAGAUCGAACAAACAGUCUGAUGAAACGACGAAAACAACCGCUCUCUUCAAAGACGGACGAUGACAAGCAACAGCAAACGAAGAAAUUAUUCAAUUCAGAUAAAAAGAAAACCAAUUCAAUCGCCGAGUCAAAUUUAUCCAGUGAUUUUAAUGCUGAUCAUGCAAAUAGAAUGUCACGGCAUAGUAAAAAUCAACCGAAACAAACUGAUACAUUCACAAGAGAUAAUCCAUCGUUGAGAAGUCGCCAAAGCAGUCGAAAUCGUGAUCGAACAUUAUCUCCAUCUCAUCGUUCAUUAGCCAAUCUAUCUCCAUUAGAAUCUCUAUCCGACCGGCUGAUAACCGAUGAAGUAUCCAAUAUCAAUUCUGACAAUAACGGAUUCGUACAAAGAUAUUUUCGUAUCAUUCUUCUCUCAAUUAUAUCUAUUAUAAGACUUCUGAUUGAGUAUCUACUCUUACUAUUGAAACAAUUUAGAAUUUAUCCGAUUAAAACCUCAUUUAUACUUUUACUGUUUGUAAUCAUCUUAGUAAUCCAUUCAUUCUAUUUAAUUAAACUCGCCUACCGAAUAGAAAGUCGAUUACAAUCUUUACAUCAUGUUUGGCCAUUACCUUCCUCAUCAAUGGAAAGUUCAAUACCAUCAUCCAAUAAAUUCUCAUAG